Molecule: messenger RNA, 2370 nt
Organism: Acipenser ruthenus (sterlet)
Lineage: Eukaryota; Metazoa; Chordata; Actinopteri; Acipenseriformes; Acipenseridae
Product: homeobox protein GBX-1-like
Exons: 2
Coding region: 180-1145 (321 amino acids)
Biological process (GO): regulation of transcription by RNA polymerase II; regulation of nervous system development
Cellular component (GO): nucleus
Molecular function (GO): RNA polymerase II transcription regulatory region sequence-specific DNA binding; DNA-binding transcription factor activity, RNA polymerase II-specific
Source: RefSeq, a predicted model, not a curated record
CAGACAGCGCAUUGGUUUACUGGAGACUGGGGGCUCCUAAGAGCUACAGUACUGCGAUAAUAAGGAUAACGAGUGAGCAAGAAAGGACGACUGACUACAGAAAGCGGUGAACACAAGGAUUUCUACCUUUUGAAGGAGGAGGAUUUGAGUUUUUAACCAACUUUUUGCGGACCUCCACCAUGCAGAGACCCAGUGGCCAAGGGACAGCUUUUUCCAUUGACUCUUUAAUUGGGACUCCCCAGCCCAGGUCGGGGCACUUGCUUUACACGGGCUACCCGAUGUUUAUGCCUUACCGACCGCUUGUCAUUCCUCAAGCCCUGUCCCAUUCGCAUCUACAGUCUAGCAUCCCUCCGUUGGCCCCACUGGCUUCAUUUGCCGGGCGCCUUACCAACACGUUUUGUGCCAGUUUAGGGCAAGGGGUGCCAUCCAUGGUGGCCCUCACCACGACGCUGCCCAGCUUUUCUGACCACCCGGAUAGCUUCUACCCACCCCAGGAGCUUCCCGGACCCCGGCUAACAGCUGACUUGACCAGCAGGAGACAAAAGAGCCAGGAUUCGGAUGAACUAUCUGCACGAGACAAGGCUUCAGAACUUCUCAACUUCUCAGAAACUUUUCAAACUAUAACAGGUGAUACCAAAUUGUACAGCUCAGAUGAGGAGAAAUUGGACGUGAAAUCAACAGAGACUCCCUGUAGCGACAGAGAGGAGGACAGUUCUGCUGACAGCGAGAACGAAAGCUUCUCAGACGGAAAUAACUGUGUUUCUUUAUCCCAGAAGAACAAAAAUAAGUCUGCGUCUCAGGAGCCGCUACCACUGGGGAACUCAACUGGGAAAAGCAGACGACGUCGGACAGCGUUCACUAGCGAGCAGUUACUUGAGUUAGAGAAGGAGUUCCACUGUAAGAAAUACCUCUCCCUCACUGAGCGCUCUCAGAUCGCACAUGCACUCAAACUAAGCGAGGUCCAGGUCAAGAUCUGGUUCCAGAACCGCCGGGCCAAAUGGAAACGGAUUAAAGCCGGUAAUGUCAAUAACCGAACAGGGGAACCUGUCAGGAACCCCAAAAUUGUAGUCCCCAUCCCAGUCCAUGUGAACAGGUUUGCAGUAAGGAGCCAACACCAACAGAUAGAUGGGAGCACCAGGCCUUGAAAGUUACAUUGGACAAAAAAACAAACAAACAAAAAAAAAACACUUGUAUUGUAAACAACAGUGUACACUGUACAAAUCCAUUUGAACAUGGAGUUAAAUGACAAUAACAUUACAGCAACCACCAGACUCCAAAAUAGCCGAAGCUAACAAAGGUGACUGAAGUAAUGAGCAUUGAGAGGCUUUUCAAACAGCAUUAUUAAAUUACAGCCUAUAGCUAUAGUUUACACAUAAUUAGAGAACACAGAGAAAGAACAUUUUGCAAACAUGCAAAAAAAGUUUUGUUGGAAAACACAAGACAUUUCAGCUUGUAGAUUGGACAUCCUUGUUAUAGGCUACUGUACAUCAAAACGCAUUGGUGUUUUAUUCACAUACACCUUACAGCUCUGAAACAAAAGUAUGGUACCAACCUCUUCUGGACUCUUAAACCUGCUACAAUAGCCUCAGUUAUAGUAUUUAAUGACAUUGGUCAUACUGAGUACUGAGUAUAUAUAAGGAGUAAAAAAAAGUCUAUUUGCUAUACUUCAGAAAGGAAGGGAGCCAACCCAAGAGAAUCGAAAAGUCUGGAAAGUAAAACAUCUGUCAGCUUAACACAUUAUGGCACUGAACUUAAAAAAAAAGGUAGGCUACACAAAUGAACUUUGCUGAAUUAAUUUCCUAAUUUAAAUAGUAACCUCGUUUUACCUAAAUAUUCUUUGGGGAUAUGUAAAUGUUUACCUAUUUAUUUUUUUUGUAAAAUAUGUAAAUUCUCAAUAGUGUCGGGAUAAGACACAUAUGUGCACUAAGAAAUGAGAUUGUAUACAGUUCUUUUUUAAAUCAUAAUAUUUAUAUGUUGAAAUGUGGCAAAACACAGUUAUAAUUCUGUUUCUGUUCUGAAAUGUUUUCUGUAUUAAUUGUGUGAAUUUGGCGCAUGCUAACUUAAUUGUAAAAGCUAUUUUCUUUUCUACUCCCUUCCAUUUUUUUUUUUACUGUUGUGCAAUUUAUAGUUCUGUGAAUAUGUUCUUAUUAUUUACAUAGUUAGCAUGUGGAGCAAAUGUCUUCGUUCACGUUUCCAGUACAGUUUAGAAAACGUAUUCUACAGUUGUAUGUGAAAUCAAAUGGUAAAAAAAAAACUAAAAAAAUUUCAUGAAACCAACAUGCCAGUAUGUAUAUAACGUUUUUAAAUGUGAUUUCAUAAAUCACACAGGUCUAUGUAAACAUACAUGUACAUUUGUGGUUUCAAUAAAUU